Anarrhichthys ocellatus (wolf-eel) is the source of this 613-nucleotide messenger RNA. It is a transcript of the gene crip1, whose product is annotated as cysteine-rich protein 1. Bases 145 to 375 code for a protein of 76 amino acids. The record is from RefSeq and is a predicted model, not a curated record. Lineage: Eukaryota; Metazoa; Chordata; Actinopteri; Perciformes; Anarhichadidae. The transcript has 5 exons.
GACGCAGCGCACAUCUGCACCUCAGCGCAAGGAGUGGUCAGUCAGAGCCAACAGGUGGGCCCGUCUCUACAGCUGCAGUCACGCUUCAUCCACAGGAUACCUACCGCGUUUUCUCUCCGGUAAACUAACACAUACAGCUGCGAAAUGCCAAAGUGCCCAAAGUGCCUGAAGGAGGUUUACUUCGCCGAGAGGGUGACGUCACUGGGCAAGGACUGGCACAGGCCCUGUCUGAAGUGUGAGAAGUGCAAAAAGACACUGGCGGCCGGCUCACAUGCAGAGCAUGAAGGCAAGCCAUACUGUCACAAACCCUGCUACAGUGCACUGUUUGGACCCGGAGGAUUUGGUCAUGGUGGAGCCGAGAGCCACAAGUAUUAAUAGACAGGUUCAAUGUUGCCCGGAAACUAGAUUGAAGAAGCCAGCACUGCUCCCGAGUCCCAAUAAAAACCGGCAAACAAACUGUGCUCUCAUCCAGAAGAGACAUUUUGUGUGUGUGUGUUUUUAUUUUAUUGUUGUUUUUACUUCUGGUUUCUGAAGAUCAUUGUGUAUCAUUCCCAUGAUAUAGUAAUGAAGUGGUUCUCCUUAAGGACAUUCUGAUUAAACUUUUUAAAUUUGU